Molecule: messenger RNA, 4184 nt
Organism: Ostrea edulis (European flat oyster)
Lineage: Eukaryota; Metazoa; Mollusca; Bivalvia; Ostreida; Ostreidae
Product: zinc finger protein 528-like
Exons: 4
Coding region: 1242-3764 (840 amino acids)
Biological process (GO): regulation of transcription by RNA polymerase II
Molecular function (GO): RNA polymerase II cis-regulatory region sequence-specific DNA binding; DNA-binding transcription factor activity
Source: RefSeq, a predicted model, not a curated record
CAUAUGGCCAACCACUCUUAUAUAAUGACCAUUGUGAGAAUAAGGGAGUAAUUCCGACGGAACAUCUUGUGUCAGUGAAAUUUCAGCCAAUUUCCUAUAAACAGUUACAAUCAUUUAAUGAAGAAGGGGAAACGAAAGUAUGUCACACCCUGAUGAUUGCUGAUACUACCUGAAGCCAAGUUUUACAAAUCAUGAUUUGAAGUAUCACAAAUUUACAAACCAGUGCAUGGUGUUCCGGACUGUAUCAGUGAGGGUACUUUAUUGUGCUAAUGUCUGCUGCCACAUGAAACUCGUCCAACACACCUAUGACUUUCACUUCUAAAUGCAGAGCGUUUAGCGAAGGAACAGUCACUACCUAUUUUAACCUCUUGGGUUUGACACUGUCAAGGCAUUGACCGGGCUCGAAUCCCCGCCCUCCUGGUCACGAAGCGAAUGUUCUAACCACUAACGGCUUAAAUCAUAUGUGUCGUCUUAUAGAUACCCAAAUCAAGAUAUAUAUGUACCAGCAUCCAUGAUGAAAUAUGCAAAUUUCUUUGCCUCAGAUAUAAGACCCAUCACAUUUCAUGACACAAAUCACAAAAUGAAAAUCUAUUACUUUGAGCAUUUGAUAAUUUAUUUAAACUCAUUUUCUUUAUUUGUAGACAGCAGCCUAAGGACGGGCUCGUCCAGCUGUUGAGGUAGCGUGUAUACCUACUCAGUAUGCUACUGAUACAACAGAGGAAGGACCAGAGAACUCUCCAUACAACAUAAGGCAGUGUGAAACGUGAGCCAGUCAACAACAGAGGAAGGACCAGAGAACUCUCCAUACAACAUAAGGCAGUGUGAAACGCAAGCCAGUCAAUAACAGAGGAAGGACCAGAGAACUCUAUAUACAUCAUAAGGCAGUGUGAAACGCGAGCCAGUCAACAACAGAGGAAGGACCAGAGAACUCUAUAUACAUCAUAAGGCAGUGUGAAACGCGAGCCAGUCAAUAGGAAUUUGAAAUGAAAACAAACUGGAUGAGAACCAGUAUGUUGGGAUUUUCAAAUUUGUGCCUGAAAUUUAAACAACAGCAGCUUUUCCAGUUUAUUUCUGUUGUUGGAUUCUGAUUUUAGAAUGUGAAGUGUACAGCAUUUAAAGUCCUGAAAAUCACAUAGCUUUCCCUGCUGUGGACCUUUAUAUUAAAACGUGUAAGAAGUCCUCCAUCAACCUAGUUUUCCACAUUUUAACUGAGGUUUUUCUGAAAUCCCAACAUAAUUAGGAUGUCGGAUAAAGAUAGAAAUCCAGGAAAUGUUCCACAAAAUAAUUCAGAAGGAUUGGAUUUUUAUGGAGCAAAUGCACAAACUGUCUUAAAUGGUAGGUAUGCUCCUAUUUUACAGAAAUUUCAAGACUUUGUGAACACCCAGAAUUCCAGUGGAUACAGGAAGCAGUACCAAAUGGUGGUAAUGCAUCCAAAACAUAAUAAGGUGGAAAUCCCAGAUUUAAACAUAGCAGACCAAACUGAAAGAAAAACAUUCCAGAGCAAGGCAAAUACUAGUAGACCAAUCUGGAAUGCUUCCAAUAUCUUUCCAAGUCCUUCAUCUAAUGAAGUAGUCUCAUCAGUUUCCCAAGACUUCAAAUCUGAAGAAUGUGAAGCAUAUUCAGAACCUUAUAAACCAGAAAAAGAUUUGGAGGAUGAGUUUACUCUUUCUAGUCAGUCUCCACAAAUCUCACCAGUUUCCCAAGCACCAAUCUCACCAGUUUCCCAAGCACAAAUCUCACCAGUGUCUCAAGACUUCAAAUCGGAAGACUGUGCAGCAUAUUCAAAACCUUCAAAGUUUGUUUUUGCCUCAUCUUGUGCCCCUUAUAAACCAGAAAGAGAUUUGGAGGAUAGUUUUUCUGUGUCUGUUCUCUCACCAGUUUCCCAAGCACCAAUCUCACCAGUUUCCCAAGCACCAAUCUCACCAGUUUCCCAAGCACAAAUCUCACCAGUGUCUCAAGACUUCAAAUCGGAAGACUGUGCAGCAUAUUCAAAACCUUCAAAGUUUGUUUUUGCCUCAUCUUGUGCCCCUUAUAAACCAGAAGGAGAUUUGGAGGAUAGUUUUUCUGUGUCUGUUCUCUCACCAGUUUCCCAAGCACCAAUCUCACCAGUUUCCCGAGCACCAAACUCACCAGUUUCCCAAGCACCAAUCUUACCAGUUUCCCAAGCACCAAUCUCACCAGUUUCCCAAGCAUCAAUCUCACCAGUUUCCCAAGCUGAUUAUGUACCAGAUGAAGAGCCUUCACAACUUCUAUUUGUAUCAUCCACUGAUCCAGAGAGAGAUUCUGAGCUGUGUGCUACAUAUGGCCAACCACUCUUAUAUAAUGACCAUUGUGAGAAUAAGGGAGUAAUUCCGACGGAACAUCUUGUGUCAGUGAAAUUUCAGCCAAUUUCCUAUAAACAGUUACAAUCAUUUAAUGAAGAAGGGGAAACGCAUAUACUAGGACAUGGAAGAAAAUUUCCAAAUCGGUAUUUGCCGAGUUCGACGCCUUAUAAGUGUGGCAUGUGUGAUAUAACUUUUGGCAAAAGCAGAGACUUGAACAAGCACAUUAAGAAGCAUUGCAAUCCCUGGUGUGCUGUGUGUAAGACGAUGUUCUCCAGUGUAUAUAAAUUGAAAUCUCACAGAUGCCUUCAUCAAUCGAUAUGCUGGAUCUGUUUUGAGAGAGUUAAGGAUACGAGAAAACUCGGCAUUCACUACCGUACUCAUGGAGUUUUUACAAAUGAAGUAAUGUUCAGCUGUGCCGAAUGUGAUGUGAUGUUUCCCUUUGCCAGGAGAUAUGAACUUUGUCUGCACUUAUUAGCAAAAAAAUCCCUGUGUGAGAACUUACGAUUUAAAUGUACGAAUUGUACUUUGAUUCUUAAUACAUUGUCACUGUUUUUCGAACACAUGAAGACAGAACAUGUGAUUUCAGACCGGAGAGGCGCAUUUCAAUGUCCAGUCUGUUCUCAGAUUUAUGUAUGUAAGCAUAAUUUUCAGAAACAUAUGAAAAUCAACAAACACAGAAUAAAAUGCAGUAUUUGUUGUAAAUUUUUCAUAAGCGUGGGAGGAAAUGCAAACAAACAAUUUCAGCUGUGUGAACCUGGUGGUGAAACCAGAGACGAAGGAAUGAUUAACACCAUGGCAACAAAAGAAGGCGGGAAGAUCGGAAUGAACUCUGGAGAAACGGAUGAAGAUUCCUCGAGAUGUAUUCAAUGCAAAUUGCGCUUUAAAUGUAAGUUAACUUUGUUGAAAUGUAGCCUGUUUCAAAAUAUACACAAGUGCCUGGUUUGUUCAAGAAUGUUCUGCAAGUUGUUUCUUCUGAAAUCACACAUGAAUAUCCAUGUACUCUACGCACACCACAGCUGUUAUGUAUGUGGGAAAAGAUUUAGCCACACCAGAAAUCUAAAGCUGCACAUGAAGACCCAUGUGUUCCACCCCAACUACUCUUGCAAAGUGUGUGGAAGAAAAUUCGUCCAUCGUCAUCAUCUUAACUUACACACAGAAUUACAUUUGAGAGAAAAAUUUCUAUGCGUCAUAUGCAAUAAAGGAUUCAAUAAACUUUAUCAAUUCGUUCGCCACAGGAAGUUACAUCCACGCAGUUGUACAAGUCGAAAUAAAAAGGAUGUGAAAUUAAGCAAAAGAGGUAAAAUUUAUCUCAAGAAAGGCGUACGUUGGAAAACAACUCCACAUGAACGCAAACCGUGUCUAUGUCACAUCUGUGGUAAGAUGUUUAAAUUAGAGAGUGAUUAUAACAAUCAUAUGACGCUUCACACAAGGACGGAAUGACAGAACACCAGUCUGUGAACAGAAGCAUUAAAUAAGACAUCCACUAAUGUCAUCUGUGUGGACGGUAGCCCUGGCAUCAGCAGAUUCUGUGUAAACGGUUGUCUGGCAUCGGCAGAUUCUGUGUGAACGGUUGUCUGGCAUCGGCAGAUUCUGCGUGAACGGUAGCCCUGGCAUCGGCAGAUUCUGUGUGAACGGUAGCCUUAGCAUCGGCAGAUUCUGUGUGAACGGUAGCCCUGGCAUCGGCAGAUUCUCGAGAGACAUUGUGAGGUUUGCUUGAAAGAUUUUUCGGAAGUGUGUCAGCAUCAAUCAGACACAGGGCUCAUAUUAUGGACUGAUAGAUUCGGAAGUAUAUAAAAUUUCAUGUGAACCUGUCAAUCCGUGAUCAUACUGAUAUUCAUGAAUAAAACUGAUCAUAAUGAA